Messenger RNA from Dendrobium catenatum, 1144 nucleotides. Its product is annotated as methyl-CpG-binding domain-containing protein 11. The record is from RefSeq and is a predicted model, not a curated record. The transcript has 3 exons. Bases 212 to 1144 code for a protein of 310 amino acids. Gene Ontology annotation, molecular function: DNA binding. NCBI's taxonomy places the organism in Eukaryota, Viridiplantae, Streptophyta, Magnoliopsida, Asparagales, Orchidaceae.
AGUCGCCGGAUUCAUUCCGAUUAUGGCUCUCAAUGAUUCCGCCGCGGCGAUCGAGAGCGAGAUCGGCGGCCGAAAUCUAGAUUUGUUCCUAAUUUUAACGGAUAUAUAUCACCUUUUUGGGGGGAUUUUGUUGGCGGCCGACAAGCGGGAAAUCUACCUGGAAUCGCGAGCUCGUGUACUGUGAGAAGAGAAAGUGGGGGGAGGAAUAAGAAUGGUGGAGAAGGAGAUCGACUCCGUGGAGCUGCCAGCCCCUGCUGGCUGGAAGAAGUUCAUUCCAAAGGAUGGGGCUCCCAAAAGGAACGGGGUAAGUUUUAUUUCUCCCACCGGAGAGGAGAUCAAAAACAGGAAGCAUUUGGACCGUUUUCUUAGGUCUCAUCCUGGAGGCCCUUCUCCUGCAGAAUUUGAUUGGGGAUAUGGGGAUACCCCUCGGCGAUCUGUUAGAAUUAGGGAAAAGGUAAAGGCAUCAGAAUCUCUCGAGGACGAUCAGCCAAAGAAGCAAAGAAAAAGAAGAAUGAAUAGCGAAGAUACGGAGGAAGAAGUUGAUGAGGCAGCGGCGCCCGAAAGUGAGAAUCCAGACACACAGACAGUAGAGAGCAUAGUAGAUGCAGUGAUGAAAGACAGUGAAGAUGUUUCAGUAAAAGAAAAGGAGCUGGUUGCAGAAGGUGGUAAGGCUAUAGAAAAUGAGGAAGUUAAAGCAGAAGAAGAAGCAGAUCAAGAUUCAGCUGAAAUCCAAAAAGGGGUGGAAAAAAAUGAACCUAAAAAACUGGUAGUGGAAGAGGCUAGCAAAGAUCUGCCUGUGUUAUCCCUUCCAGAGGCAACAAAGGAUGAAAAUCCAGUUGUAACAGAAAACCAAGAAAAAAUCGGAGUCGAAAAGGCGAGUAAAGAUGAGCCUGUUUUAUCCGUGCCGGAGGCGACCGAGGAGGAAAAUUCAGUUGUUAGAGACGACCAAGAAAAACUGGGCUUGCAAGAUGCGAGCGAAGAUGUGCCCGAGGCCGGCGACGAAAACUCAGCUGUAAAAGAAAUUCAAAUUGAUUUGAAAGUGUCAGCUCAUGAGACUCAGCCCAAUAAGGAUGAUUUGCGUGAGGAAGAAGUGAAGAAUAGAACCUUAUUUAUUAACAAUUACAAUUGCGAGCAGAAGAUUUGA